Messenger RNA from Capra hircus (goat), 1095 nucleotides. RefSeq names its product putative protein T-ENOL. NCBI's taxonomy places the organism in Eukaryota, Metazoa, Chordata, Mammalia, Artiodactyla, Bovidae. The record is from RefSeq and is a predicted model, not a curated record. Bases 276 to 638 code for a protein of 120 amino acids. The transcript has 6 exons.
CGGCCAGAGAGGCUGGAAGGCGGCCUGGGGAGGGGUUGUUUCUCGCCUGCCCCUAGCGGUGGGAGGAUUAGGUGCCAAGGUCCACUUUCCGUGAUCUUCCCAAGUUUCUCAAGCCACUGGCACUGGGGUCGGUGCCCGCAAGGAGGGACCCAGAGAGGGUGGAGAAGCCGGGGAAGCGAAUGCGACCAGCUGGGAAAAUGCCCUCCCCCAUUUGGUUCUAGAAUCCUUAAUUUCCUGGCAACGGGGCUGCGGAACGUCCUCAGACGCCAAGGGGAAUGUCAUCCACUCUUGCCAGGAAUGAGGAGAAAAAGGGCAGCCGGCCAUCCCAACCCACAACCCCUGCAACCUCACUGGGCUGCAAUCUGAAGGUUUCUCGCUCUGAGGAAUUCCUGACACAGAUCAGCACGGAACUCACUGACGAGGCCUUGUUUGUUGCUGCCUACCACAUGAAUCCUGUGCCCAUCAAGGAAAAACAGACACAAGACCGAGGGACUCAGAUAUCCAAACAUGUGUUCUUCACCAAGACCCGAGGCACUGAUACCCGCUCCGACAGAAACCGUACCUGCACAAAGGCACAUCUCCUGCCAUCCCCUCGCGAGAAGGGAGCUCUCCCUAGCAACUUGACGUCUGGAGAAUGAUCCCAACUUUGGUGCUGCUCUUGGCCUCUCUUGCCCUCCCCUCACUCUGUCUCUCUGCAACAUGUCAAAGCUCCUCUUUCACCGCUCAUUCAACAGUUCAGUUCUGGGGGCAUUCCUGGUCAUUAGCAACAUUACCCCUGAAGCCUCCAAAGUGUUCCGGAACCAUCACACACCUUGCCACCCUCAACUGGCAAGGACAUCCCCAGCAAUGAAAAGCUUUAAUAAAGAGACAGAGAUCCUCCCCUCCUCUCAACCUGGGCAGUGCUCUCGUGUGACUUCUCUGGGGUGAUGUGAAAGGAGCACCCCUGCCCCCUUUUGCCAGAUGUGUGGGCAUAUUAUUGGAAUGGCAUAUUCCAUAUUAUGGGAAUGGUUUUAAUUCAGGCAGUUAUCCACCUAUUAUCCAUCAGCCUGUUGGCAGAGAUGAGUUCAAAGGUUCAGAUCCAUCCUUCCAGCCAGA